Molecule: messenger RNA, 462 nt
Organism: Eriocheir sinensis (Chinese mitten crab)
Lineage: Eukaryota; Metazoa; Arthropoda; Malacostraca; Decapoda; Varunidae
Exons: 3
Coding region: 1-378 (125 amino acids)
Source: RefSeq, a predicted model, not a curated record
AUGAAGAAUGAAGAGGAAGAAGAAGGUGCCGGCACUCUGCGGGUGAGUGCCCUGCCCACAGGCCUGGAGAGGGGCCGUGUGCCUGGUGGACGCCGCCUGCUAGGGCACCCUUGUCCGAGGAAGCUGCUGCCUGCACCCUCGGCCAGGCCCACAGACACACCACAGCGGGGAAGGAGCAGAGAUGAGACCAGACUCAGCCCUCCAGUGAGCCCAGGAGACCACCAAGGGGACACCCACGCACCUCAUGGAUUGGGGGAGGAGGCAUGGAGGCUGUGGGUGAGUGAAGCAACCCACCCCCAGUGUAUGCUCAGGCCCAAGGUUACGUCAGGUCAGGGGCUGCCUCAAGAACAGGGAAGGAGACAGAGACGAGACCACUGAGCCGAGGAGACCAGUCAGGCCUUCAAGAUGCUGCCUGGAUGCUGGGGAGACGAGAUGAGGCUGAGACGAGUCCUGUUUGAGAGA